Molecule: messenger RNA, 1307 nt
Organism: Mytilus trossulus (common blue mussel)
Lineage: Eukaryota; Metazoa; Mollusca; Bivalvia; Mytilida; Mytilidae
Product: 5-hydroxytryptamine receptor 1B-like
Exons: 1
Coding region: 240-1307 (355 amino acids)
Biological process (GO): G protein-coupled receptor signaling pathway, coupled to cyclic nucleotide second messenger; chemical synaptic transmission
Cellular component (GO): dendrite; plasma membrane
Molecular function (GO): G protein-coupled serotonin receptor activity; neurotransmitter receptor activity
Source: RefSeq, a predicted model, not a curated record
AAAGCUAUAUUGGUUUUAUCCUGACAUUAUAACUGCUUUGAGAAAAUUCAGACAAUAAUCAAUUAAGCAUACUUAUAUGUAUUUAACAGUUGUAGGGAAUGUACAAAACAGGGUUUUUAUCUAUCUAUCUCAACAGAUUCAUUGUUAUUGUCAACAAAGAGAACAUCAUCUUUAAAGAACAUAAAAAUAUGCCUGUGAUAAAGUAUAUCAGUGGAAUUUAAAUAACAACUAUCACCAACAUGAAUUCUUCGGACACUGAGCUGGAUACCAAUGUUGGAGCAGGAUAUACAAUUAUAUUAAUAUUAACAUCAUUUAUUAUUCUAACACUGAACGUACCAAUUGUUGUACUACUGGUAGCAGGGAAAUUUCUUGGAAAGUCUAUUCGAAACAUACACAUACUAAGCUUGAGUAUAUCAGACACGCUGGUCGGAAUCAAUGUUAUACCUAUAUCUAUUAUUCUUAAGUCCAUUGUACAAGGAAACCCACCAUCUUACCAAGAAUGUUGGUCAAGGAUGUGCCUUUACCUAACAUGUUUAAUUGCAUCAUUUUUUCAUGUACUUUUCAUUUGUUUAGACAGAUGUGGAACUAUAUUACGUAAAAGUUUAUCGUCUAAAAGGAACACCCGACUCAGAUUUUGUGCCAUGGUUCUACUUUCCUGGAUCUGUGCAAUAACAAUUAUUGUUGUUCCUUUCUCUGUCCUGAAAAAUGACCGGGAGAUUCCAUACUGCUCCAUAUCUACUGUUUUUAAUCCUGAACAAGGAGCCAUAGUCUUAAGAGUAUGGUCUCUCCUUUUUCUUCAUGGUUUUAUUCUAGCAUUUGCAGCCUGUGUAUGGAUGGCAACCAAAAUAAUAUCUGUAGGAGUUAAAGUGGUUCAGCCACCAGACAACACUACUGAAUUUACACAGACAACUUCAAACAUUCAUAUCAUUCAAGUAGCACCAAUGAAUGACAUCCAAGGAGAAGAAAGGGGGUCAAGUACAACCCAGAAAAGUACUAGCACAAGUAGUAAUCCAAGACAGAUCAAAAUAUCACGAUCGCAAAAAAGCGCCAUAAAAACAAUUUCAUUGCUGGCAUUAAGUAUGAUGAUAUGUUUGGUACCAAUGAAUAUCAUGAUCUUAGUGGAGGGAUUCUAUGGAUUCUCCAUUUUUUCUUCGAACCAAAGACAUAUUAUUAUUUAUAUCGCUAGUGUGAAUUCUGCAAUCAAUCCUAUAAUCUAUGCAUUCAGAAUUCAUGAAGUUAGACAAACCAUAAAAUUACUCAAACAGAAGAUCAGCUGUUGUCAUAUUUAUUGUGUUUAUCAGGAUUAA